Cyclopterus lumpus (lumpfish) is the source of this 3511-nucleotide messenger RNA. Its product is annotated as soluble calcium-activated nucleotidase 1-like. The transcript has 14 exons. Gene Ontology annotation, biological process: proteoglycan biosynthetic process. The coding region runs from base 454 to 2643 and encodes 729 amino acids. NCBI's taxonomy places the organism in Eukaryota, Metazoa, Chordata, Actinopteri, Perciformes, Cyclopteridae. The record is from RefSeq and is a predicted model, not a curated record. Gene Ontology annotation, molecular function: GDP phosphatase activity; UDP phosphatase activity; calcium ion binding.
AAGAAGAAGAAUGUGGGAUUGUAAAAUGUUACUUGUAGAAACUUUCAGAUUUAAAGAUAAGCUUUCAAAUUCACACAUUCAGGUUUUCUUUUUGAUUGGCUAUUUACUGAACAAUAUGCCAAGAAUAAUGUAACCUUUUACAGUUAAAUGAAGCAAAACGCAGAAACCCACUGCACACAUUUCAACUCACAAUAUACAAUACAACUUAUUAGAUUCAAUAGCAUUGACAAACAAAGCCUGUAGUUCUGGCUGGACGAGCAGUGUUAGAUCAGCACGCCAUGCCUUUUACUCCUCGGAAAGCAGCUGUGUGUCGUGGUUGGUGAGCAGGAGACAGACGCGUGUACUCUCGGUCGUUAGUCUAAAGUCCGGAAGUCUUUCAGCUGCGCACAUGCGGAUCGGAUUUAUCUUCCAGCAGACUUUCGGCGAAUUAAGUCGAUACCAGAGAUACCAAAAAUGAUGCACUGGACUAAAAUGAAGAAAGAUGAGCUUGAGAGGCAGUAUUCACCCAGCUGGUGGUCGCACAGGAUGUCGGCAGACGACGUGAUCAAGGCUCACGUGAAGGCUUUAAAGGAAGGUACGGAGCAAGCCCGUGGUCUGGCUCAAACGUUGCUCAACGUGCCAUACGGGGAGGGAGAUGGAGAGAAACUAGAUGUCUACAUACCCAGCACCAACUCUUUGGAUGUCCCCCUUGUCAUUUACCUACAUGGAGGCUACUGGCAGUUUCUCAGCAAGGAGGAGUCAGGAUUCAUGGCUGUUCCACUCGUUGACAAAGGUGUAGUGGUGGUUGCUGUUGAUUAUGACACCGCCCCCAAAGGCAGCAUGGACCUGAUGGUAUCUCAAGUACGCAGGAGUGUUGUGUCCGUGGUGCAGCAGUAUUCUCACAUCAGUGGUCUGUACCUGUGUGGCCACUCUGCUGGGGCUCACCUGGCUGCAAUGGUCCUCUCCACUGACUGGUCGCAGUACAGCAUCACUCCUCAGAUCAAAGGUGCUUUUCUUGUUAGUGGCAUAUAUGACCUCCUGCCCAUCUUGUCCACCUACAUCAACGAACCUUUGAAGAUGACAGAGGAGGUGGGAGUGAGGAACAGCCCCAGCAAACUGGUCCCUCAGCUCAAACUCUCCUCCUCCAGCUGCCAAAUCAUUGUGGCCGUCGCUGAGAACGACUCGCCCGAGUUUCGCAAGCAGUCAGAAGAAUACUACAAAACUUUAGAGGCGUCAGGACUUAACGUGACCAUGGAGGAUGUGGCGAACACCGACCACUUCAAUAUCAUUGAGCAACUGGUAGAUGGGGAGUAUGACCUAACAAAGGUACACACGUUCACAAAACAAAAAGGCAAUAGUGGUCAUCAACCCAAGUCCAAGCCUGACAGUAAGGAUGAAGAUGAUACUCCCAUGACCUCCUUUGGUGUUGCCGUCCGACGCCUCCCCCUGGCCUUGGUGUCCAUGACGCAAGCUACCGCCUCAGACUCACGCUUCCACCCUAAAUGGCGGGCAAUCGCUGUGGCGACCCUGCUGGCUUUAGUUCUCAUGUUAUACCUGCACCGCACAGUAGGAGACAGAGACACUGCCACGAGAGGUUACUACCGCAACAGGAUUCACAGUUUGCAAAUGCACAGUGAGGGUGAGGAUGACCUCUUCAAAGACGCCAACGGGCAAAUUGCAAGAAGCCUCUCACACCACCAGAGAAGGGACAAACCUUACAAUGACACAUACCCGUUAAGUCCGCCAGAGAAGACCAAGCACGGCAUCCGCUACCGUAUUGGUGUGAUUGCGGAUCUGGACAUAGCGUCGCGUAGCUCAAAGGAUCAGACGUGGUUCAGCUACAUGAAAAGAGGUUACCUGACUGUUUCAGACAGCGCUGACAGACUGGAGGUGGAGUGGGAUGCUGAGACAGUCACACUGGAGAGUCAUCUGGCUGAGAAAGGACGAGGUAUGGAGCUGUCCGAGCUGGUGGCGUUCAACGGACACCUGUACAGUGUGGACGACCGUACAGGCGUAGUGUACAGGAUCGAAGGCAACCAGGCGGUCCCCUGGGUUAUCCUACCCGACGGUGACGGCUCAGUCUCUAAAGGAUUCAAGGCUGAGUGGCUGGCAGUGAAAGAUGAGCACCUGUAUGUUGGCGGCCUGGGCAAAGAGUGGACCACGACAUCUGGAGAAGUCGUCAACAACCACCCAGAGUGGGUGAAAGUUGUUGGUUACCACGGUGAUGUGCAGCAUGAGAACUGGGUGCCGCACUACAAUGCCCUGCGGACCGCAACAGGGAUACAACCACCAGGCUACCUUAUCCAUGAGUCAGCAGCGUGGAGUGAGCGUCUCCAGCACUGGUUCUUUCUCCCUCGCCGUGCCAGUCACGAGCACUACGAAGAGACUGCAGACGAGCGACGGGCCACCAACCUCCUCCUGUCCUGCCCCGCAGAUUUUAGCUCCAUAGCAGUGCGGCAUGUCGGCCCGCUCAACCCAACCCACGGUUUCUCCUCGUUCAAGUUUGUUCCAGACACAGACGAUCAGAUUAUUCUGGCCCUGAAAUCAGAGGAGGAUGCCGGCCGGAUUGCCACCUACAUCAUUGCAUUUACACUAGACGGUCUGGUGCUGAUGCCCGAGACAAAGAUGGGGAAUGUGAAGUUUGAAGGACUGGAGUUCAUUUGAGGAGGACAACGCUGACGAGUCCCCGAAGAAGAUUAAGAAGCGGACUUCAUACUUGCAACACUGUUGUUUUCAGUCCUUAGUACUACAUCCCCCUUCCAGUUUUACUGUGCAAUAAUAAUGUAGUAUGACCCCAAAUUAUAUAUUUUACGAAUAAUAAUAUUAUAUGAUAACAAUAUAUUGUAUAUGGAACAAUAGUCGGUAAAAAGGGCAGGAGACUGCUACAUCACCAGGGGAGACAAUUAAGUGUCACCAAUAAUUGACCAAUUCAGUUUUAGUGCGACUGGUUUGGGCUUCCCAUCUGUGACUAGCUACACACACCAGCCACGCAGAAAUAGCCAGCCGGUCACCACCUUCUAAGAUCUUUUAAUGCUUUCAUAAGUAGACGCUAUUGAUAUUCCAAAGGAGUCUGGGUAAAUUACUAUCAAUGAGUAUCCAUCAGUCCAUCAAACACAAGGUCAUGUGGAUGUCCUCUCCUGCAGCCGAACUCUGCUGGUCAGACACUCAGGGGAAUAAACAGGAUUAAAUGUUUUAAGGAAUAGAAAGAGUGUCCUUAAAUAACUUGAAUUAUUAAACUCACCCAUUACUUUGUGCUUUAUCUUACCUGCUCAGACAGAUGUGUUAUUGGAUUGAUAUUUAUGUAAUAAUGGGUCUAGCAACGUGAUGCAUAUCGACUUCUAAAUUAUAAGCUACAUGUGAUACGUUUUUUCUGAGCAGGUCCACCGCAAAUAUUUUUUACUUAUGUUAAUAAACUGAAGAUUGUUCGCCUCUCAAGCCAGAGAAUAAGUGAAACACCAGCUAUUUUAUUUAAACAGAAACCAUGUUUAUUUUGUAUCCUCUCAAAAUGCAAAUAAAAAUCUUCUCGUUUAAA